This is a messenger RNA of Ylistrum balloti, 3432 nucleotides long. Its product is annotated as malignant fibrous histiocytoma-amplified sequence 1 homolog. The record is from RefSeq and is a predicted model, not a curated record. Lineage: Eukaryota; Metazoa; Mollusca; Bivalvia; Pectinida; Pectinidae. Gene Ontology annotation, molecular function: GTPase activity; protein binding; GTP binding. The transcript is spliced from 4 exons. The coding region runs from base 1 to 3432 and encodes 1143 amino acids.
AUGAUAAAAGGUGCUAACUUUAAGAGAUCUCAACAUGUUUCAUUCAAACAACGGGACACCAAGAAUGGCAUUUCUAAAUCUCAGAAAGCCAAGAAGAUGUCCGACUUUGAGUCUGACAGUCUACAAGUAGAAUCUCCCAGGAGAGCUACAAUAAGAACGUCUGACAGUGCCUCCCCACCACGGUCUGCGCGGCGCAGAACAUCAACCUCGCCUCCUAAAUCUGGGCGAUCUAAGAAAAGCAAUGAUAAAUCACCAUCACCAUCACGCAGCAAAAAGAGUGCAUCUUCAGAUCACUCUGCAAAAUCAGCCAAAAAGAAACGGUCCGUUACUAUGAAAGUGCCAGACUUAACGGAGUCUGGACUAAAGAAGAAGGUGUUCACAGGAGAAGGACUUACAGUAGUCCCAGUUAGUCUACUUCACGAAGCCAACAUUGGGGAGCUAUAUCUGAACAACAACAACUUGAGGACUCUACCACCUGACAUUAAAAGAUGGAAGAAUCUACAAAAACUAGACAUCAGUAAGAAUGGGAUUCGUUGUGCUCGUCCGAAUGAUUUCUCUGGUCUUCCAAUGGAAAUGAAAGAUCUCACUCACUUAGAAGAUUUAAAUAUCUCUGAGUGCAACCUGCCAUAUAUUCCUCCGGUGAUUUGGCGACUGACCAGCUUAAAAGUCCUAGAUAUUAGUCGAAACAAAAUCAACAUGUUACCUUCAGAAAUCGGUAACCUUGGAAACUUGAUUAGCUUAAAUUUAAAGCACACCAACUUAGCAACUCUUCCCCCAGAAAUAGCAUACUGCCAAGACUUGGAAGAAAUUCUGAUGUGGGGCAACGAAAUUGAGACUCUUCCCGAAACUCUCCCAGAAAUGCCAAAACUACACACACUGGCAUUUGACUAUCGUCAUUUCUGUAAGCUAGUUGACCAAACAUACAUGGAAAAUUACCUUAGUACAGGACAAAUCAAGUCGAAACACAUACCUAUGGUUGUAUUUGAACUACCUGCACUAAGAUCUCUAGACCUGGAGAAUACCAAGAUCAACAACCUGAUGGAAAUCUACAACAUCAGUAUGCGGGAAUUUAACCUAAGUCACAACUUCAUACAGACACUUCCUUUGAGCUUGUACAAGCUUAACCAUCUUGUCUUCUUGGACUUGUCCUAUAAUCAGAUCGCGACGCUCCCUGAUGAACUUGGGAAUGUAAAGAGCCUCAUCAAGUUACGAGCUAGCAACAACAAACUGCAGCAAGUACCGACAACCAUAGGUCAAUUACAUAAUCUCCUAGAACUUGACCUCGGGUCAAAUCAGUUGCAAACUCUCCCUUCGUCUAUCUGCUAUUUACAAACACUGAAAACACUUAUCAUAUGUGAGAACAAACUCACUGCACUUCCUGACGAGAUUUGUGAUCUGUCUGGAUUAGAAACACUAGACGCAACAGGUAACAGUAUAGCUGCUCUACCCAUGAAACUACACCUACUCAAAGGUCUGACGUGUGCUCAUAGCUAUGACAAAUUCCGGAAAUAUGGUUUAUGGUUGUAUAAUAACCCACUAGUACAGCCUCCACCGGAGGUGUGGAGGACAGAAAAACCAGCAAAGAUCUUUGAAUAUCUAAAGAAACUUGCUAUCAUCAAAACUGAGAAUCUUCAAAGGCAAAAAAUGUUGGUGCUAGGAGAAUCACAGUGUGGAAAGACAGAUUUUGUGUGGGGUCUUGUCCAAGGAAAAUCUCUUAUGGCAGAAAAAGAACGGGAGAAAAUUCGAAAGAAACUUAAAAAAUUGAAGGAGGAAAAGAAAGAGAAAGAAAAAAUGAAGAAAAAGAAAACAAUAGAUGAAAUGUCAGAAGAUGAACCCAUUGUUCAAAAUGGUGAAGUGGAUGUGAGUGUGAGCAAGACCAGAUUUAUAGAACAAACAAUAUGGAGAACAGAGAAUUCUGUGGAAUUUGUAAUCAAUGAUUUUGGGGGUGACCCUACAUACAAGAUGUGCUAUCCUAUAUUUCUGGAUUCUAAGUCACUCGUGGUCAUUAUGUAUGACCACAGUACUUAUACUAGUGACAAUCAUUAUGAGAUGAUAGGUCAGUGGCUUGACCUUCUCAAUAUCCACACACCUGGUGCAGUGGUCAAGCUUGUAGGUACUAAAGCUGACCUUUGCGAGAAUGAGGAAGUUAAAGAGGCAACAUGUGACAUAGUUCAAAGUGAGGUGGACAAACAACAGAAGUGCCACCUAGAAAAUCUGCAGCAACAGCUUACACAGAUACAGGCAGAAAUACAAAAAGGUGGAGAGAGCAAGCCUAAUGAUCUCAUGCAGCAUUUAGAAUCAGAAAAAAGUAAACUUGAAAGUUUAAUCAAACAUCCAGUACAAAUUGAUCGGGAAAUUUCUGUCAUCAGUUCAGUGGAGGGACUGCCUGGAGUGAGCAGCCUCAUCAACCAGAUAGAACUCAUGGCCAUUGAUACGACUCUGUUCCCUCAUGCUCAGCGACGCAUACCGGAUCACUGGAACAAGUUCAAGGUCAAACUCAAGCAGGAGAAGUCUUAUUACCUCCGUUUGAAAGAAGUCAAGGACAUGGCUUUGACCUUUGAUAUCAAAGGUGAAAACCUUGAGGAGUGUUUGAUGUACUUGCAUGACAUAGGAGAAGUGUUGUGGUUCCACGACAUCCCUGGCAUGUCUCUGAUUCUCUUCCACAAACCCCGACUCCUCGUUGAUUUUAUCACUACAAUCUAUCGUCAUGAUUUCCACACAUUCUUUAACUACCAUAAAAACAAGGUGUUCAUGAGCAAAGGUAACUUUGACAGAAAGCAUUUUGAAGCUUCUGUAGAAAUCUUUCUGAAUCAUGGACAGGUGUCACGACCAAUGCUGAACUGUUUUUGGUUCUACCACCAGCUUGACUACGAACAGUUCCAUGACAUUCUGGUUCUGAUGCCACUCCUAGACAUCUGCUACAGUGUGCCUGAACCUCCUGUCCCCAUGGGAAGCAAUGCCUGUACCCCACUUCUAGUUGUACCGUGGUACAGCCAGAAGUGGGCGGGGCAAGACCUGGAGAAUCACUGGCAAGAUAUGCUGCCCCAUGGGACAAAGGUCAUGUCAUUCACAUACGAGUUCCCAAGUCAGCUGCCAGAUGGUACAUUCGAGAGAAUAUCAGCUGCACUGCAAGAAGUGGUGAUCACUCGAGCAGACUGGCGGGAUGCUAUUCUGUGUACCACUGAAAACGAUAAGAUUCUGCUACGUCUUGCUUCUGAUAACAAGACUGAGGCAGACAUUUUAUCUGUUACAAUACAAGGUAAUGAUACAGAUGGAGUAGAAUCUAUCGUCAGAGAUUUGACACAAACUAUUACAGAUGUGGUGACAAGGAUUCAGGGUUUGUCCUGGAAAAUCAGAGCACAGCAACACUUGUGGGACCAUCAUAUCAUCUGUUAUACAAGAAAAACAAAGUCAAAGUUCAUAAAAACAUAA